Cuscuta campestris is the source of this 646-nucleotide messenger RNA. NCBI's taxonomy places the organism in Eukaryota, Viridiplantae, Streptophyta, Magnoliopsida, Solanales, Convolvulaceae. The record is from the annotation of a GenBank genome assembly.
CCAUCGCCGCAGCUUCUCCUUCGCCGGAAGUCCGUCGCCCACUCCCAGUUCCAGCGCCGCCAAUCGCCGCUGCUUCCUUCGUCGGUCAUCCUCGCCAUCGAGCUGCAGGGCCGCUGUUUCGCCUUCGCCGGAAGUCCGUCGCUCAUCACCGUCGAGCGCCGCCAGUCGCCUCCAGCCGCCGUCGCCCUUAGCUCAGGUCAGUCUCUUCUUCAUCUUCCUCGCAAUUUCCUCUGCAAUUGGACCUCUGGAGCAGCGCCACGCCGGGUCACCACCUUCGCCGGCGGUCGCUGCGACUCACCGGGCUGAUUCAUCGCCGGUUCACCGUUGUUGCAGCUAGGGAUUUCGCCGGACAGAGGCUAUCACCGUAGCUGCUCCUCUGUUCGUGAUUUCUGGGAGCUGCUGCCGCCUCGCCACUGUCGCCGGCGUCCGUCACCGUCGCCGCAUCCAGCCGCUGCCCCGGAUUGAUAUCGCCGGCGGAUUAACCUCCACGCCGGAUUGAUUGGUCGAUUUCGUAUUUUGACUCAAUUUGACCCGUUCGUUUGAUUUCGUUGAUUUGUCUUCCGUUCGAGCUAUCGAUUCGAUUUCGGCGUAAUCCAGGUCCGUACUAUGAAGUUAAUAGCAUUUAGAAUAGAUUUAAUGGUUUGGA